UUUUAGCAUCUAUUAUGGAAAAUAGUUGCUUUUAUAACGGCGUAGACGACAGUGUACAGGAUAGCGUCGGAUCGGUGGAGCAUUUAUAUAAUACGCUGAACGUAACAUACAAAUCUCAAAUGAGAGUAAAUUCAUUUGAAAUGACACUUUUACAAAUUGUUUAUAUAUAUUUAUUUGCUAAUGUAUAUCACAUAUUUGUCGAAGGUAAGGCAUCAGUAAAAGUUCAGGUGCAUGAACAUCGUAUAUCCGAGCAGAGUGAUACUGAAUAUGUGCGAAAUAUUAUGUGCUUAUCCAAGUCGGCUGAAAUGCGCAAUUAUAUGCGUUUCGAGGCGGAUGCUUGCGAUAAUUUUUAUGAUUACGCUUGCGGAAAUUGGGCUCAAAUUUAUCCGGCAGCUAGCUCGGAGAAACGGAAAACUUCGUUUCAUGAUUUAUUAGAAAUUUCAUAUAAACAAAAGCAAAUGAAGUUGUUAAAGGAAGAGAAACGUGAACAAGAUUCAUUGGCUGUUGGAAGAGUGAAAGAUUUUUACAGAUCUUGUACGCAAUUGAAGAGAAAAUCUAAGGAAAAAUUAAGAGAAGAAUUAAGAGAAAUACUUAUUGAAUUCGGUGUAAUAUUAUCUCUUUGGGGAGAAGAGAUAGACGAAACAGAGCAAGUGAGUAAUGUUAAUGAAACCGAAUUCGAUUGGUUGCAAGCUAUCGGUAAAAUACAACAACUUUAUGGCUUGGAUGUUAUUCUACAAAUGAGAAUCAUUAACGAUUUUGAUAAUGCUACGAUGCAGGCUGUUCUAGUGGGUCCACCCGAAUUGAAAUUGGGAAAUAAAAAUGUUUAUCUGGGAGUGGCAACUGCUUGGCAACGUCAACGAUAUCAAAAUCAAAUACAAAAUAAUUUGGAAAAUUUGUUAGGUGUACCCGAGACAAGAGCAGAAGAAAUAAGUGCAGCAAUAUUGGAAUUUGAAAUUGCUUUAGCGAAAGGCUUACCGGAAUUGAAAACUGAAAAACUUUUGAGAUCCGAAGCAGUUAAAAGAACUCCUGAAGAAUUAGAAAAUCGUAACACACCUGAUUUAGACUUGAUGAAGUUUGUCAACACAGCAUUGGGUUAUAAGCUUAACAUGACUUUCUACGAAUACUUGAUCGCUUAUCAGGAAAAUUUAGUAGAAGUUUUGAAGGAUACAACUGCUUUAAAAUUAGCGAAUUAUAUUCUCUAUAAAUUGGCUGAAGAGUUUUUCAUGGAUCCAGAUAUUACGUUAGUGGAGAGAGAGGAGUUAUGUUUAGUUAAAAGUAAACGAUAUUUUUCGUCUUUAAUGGACAAAAUCAUCUAUGAAAGAUUUAAUAUGCCGCAGAUGCCAGAAGACAUUGAAAAUAUGUGGCAAAGUAUUAAAAGUAUUUUGAAGAAACAGUUAGAAACGGAUUCGUUGGCUUGGCUCUCACCUUUAACCCGCAAACUGGCCAUCGAGAAAUUGGAUACCAUACAGGUGAUUAUUAAUUCGUACGAACAAAAGAAUUUCUCUUCGGUAUAUGAGGAUUUGCCAUUAAAUGAUUUGGAUUACGUGGAAAAUGUUAAAGCUAUACUAAGUCACAGAGUGAAAUAUAUGCAAUAUGUACCAUUAUAUAAUCAUGAUAAUAACAAUUAUUUGCCGAUCUAUAAACAGACUGAAAAUCGUAUCAUAUUACCGAUACCUCUCCUACAACCCAACUAUAUUUGGUCCAAUCUAUAUCCGCAAGCUUUAAAAUUCGGAACUUUGGGAUUUUUAUUAGCUCGAGAACUUAUCUAUGGCUUCGAUGAUUUACUGCCACUGCAGAGCAAUGACGGUACUUUCUGGUUGGACGAGGGCUCCGCUAAGGCUUUCCAAAAACGUAAACUUUGCUUCAAAAGUCAAUACGCCCGGUAUCGUUACAAUGGUAAAUAUUUGCCGGAAACUGAUCUACAACAAGACAAUAUAGCAGACAAUGGUGGCAUACGUAUAGCUUUUCAAGCUUACAACAAUUGGUUGAUUGAACAUAGUCAAGAUGCUCUUCAGGAAUCUUUGCCGCAUAUGCAUUUUAAUAGUCAACAAUUAUUUUUCCUCGGCUUUGCUCAAUUUUUAUGCAAUGAUGCCGAUAACGUAUUUAAAGAGAAAAUUGCCUUAUUAGAUAUACGUCCACCGGAAAUCUAUAGAGUUAUCGGUUCUUUAGCUAAUUUUCCGGAAUUCUCCAAUACAUUUAAUUGCCAAGUGAACUCAACAUUAAAUCCUUCCAAUAAAUGUCAAAUGUUUUAAUUUAUUAUCUCUCUACAAUAUAACAAUGCAAUUCACUCA
Messenger RNA from Glossina fuscipes, 2291 nucleotides. RefSeq names its product neprilysin-2-like. Gene Ontology annotation, molecular function: metalloendopeptidase activity. The record is from RefSeq and is a predicted model, not a curated record. Gene Ontology annotation, cellular component: plasma membrane. Lineage: Eukaryota; Metazoa; Arthropoda; Insecta; Diptera; Glossinidae. The transcript has a single exon. Gene Ontology annotation, biological process: protein processing. Bases 15 to 2252 code for a protein of 745 amino acids.